This is a messenger RNA of Lytechinus pictus (painted urchin), 6625 nucleotides long. RefSeq names its product D-2-hydroxyglutarate dehydrogenase, mitochondrial-like. Gene Ontology annotation, molecular function: FAD binding; catalytic activity. NCBI's taxonomy places the organism in Eukaryota, Metazoa, Echinodermata, Echinoidea, Temnopleuroida, Toxopneustidae. The coding region runs from base 23 to 1705 and encodes 560 amino acids. The transcript is spliced from 8 exons. The record is from RefSeq and is a predicted model, not a curated record. Gene Ontology annotation, cellular component: mitochondrion.
CAGCUCAGCCAGCCGGUGAAGCAUGAAUUUGCCAGCCAAUGUAACAAGGAUCUUAUCCUGUGCAAGGAGAAACCUCCUAUCAUUAAAUCCAGAAGGACGAUUAGCACAUCAUUGCACCAGGAAUAGAACCUUGAGACUGAGAGUACAUUAUGGUACCACUUCACAUCAAGAUAUCAAUGUCAACAGAUCAUCUAGAUCUAGAUCAUCAUAUCAGGUUAGAAGACAAAUUUCCUCAUCCAUCCAUUUAUGUGGUGCAUCGUCAGACGUUCCUUUGACAAGAGACAGGUUUCCUGAUCUAGCAAGGGGCAAGUUCUCUCAGCUAACUGACGCUGAUGUUACCUUCUUUGACAAUCUUCUUGAUGGUAGAAUUAUCACUGAUCAGGAUGAGUUGGAAGGAGCAAAUACAGACUGGCUCAGGAUAUGUAAAGGUUCAAGUCGUCUUUUACUAAGGCCGAAGACAACAGAUGAGGUAUCCCAGAUUCUUUCCUACUGUCAUUCAAGAAACCUAGCAGUUGUACCACAGAGUGGUAACACCGGUCUCGUUGGGGGCAGCAUUCCUUUGUUUGACGAGAUCAUCAUAUCUACAACUCUCAUGAACCAAGUCAUCAGUAUUGAUGAUACCUCAGGUGUUUUGGUAGCUCAGGCUGGGUGCGUCCUGGAGAAGCUUGAUGAAGCCGUCAGUGAGAAAGGCCUCGUCAUGCCCCUAGACCUGGGUGCCAAGGGCAGCUGCUGCAUUGGCGGCAAUGUUUCAACCAACGCUGGAGGGCUUCGCUUGUUAAGAUACGGAUCUCUGCAUGGUACAGUCUUGGGUAUUGAAGCAGUGCUUGCAGAUGGUAGGAUCAUGGACUGCUUGACGUCACUAAGUAAAGACAAUACAGGCUAUGAUCUGAAGCAGUUGUUCAUUGGCUCUGAGGGAACGUUGGGGAUUGUAACCGGUGUGGCUAUCAAGUGCCCUCAGAGACCUAAAGCAGUCAACCUAGCUUUUCUAGGUGUGACGGAUUUUGAGAAUGUAAAGAGGACUUUCAAGGAGAGUAAGAAGAAUUUGAGUGAGAUCUUAUCGGCUUGUGAGAUCAUGGAUCAUGCGUCAAUGCAGGUGGUUGUUAAUCAGCUUGGUCUUACCAAUCCCGUUUCCGAGCAUCCAUUCUAUAUGCUAAUUGAGACAUCAGGAUCAAACAGUACUCAUGACGAAGAGAAACUUAAUACAUUCCUGGAAGAUGCCUUGUCCACCGGCUUUGUCUCUGACGGCACGGUUGCUACGGAUGUAUCUAAGAUCACGGCGCUGUGGAGCUUGCGUGAACGUGUCGCAGAAGGCUUGCUUAAGUUGGGAUGGUGCUUCAAGUACGACCUAACCGUCCCUAUCAACGACUUCUACCGACUAGUCGAGGAAACCCGCCAUCGCCUCGACGGCACCAACGCCACGGUGGUCGGUUACGGUCAUGUCGGGGACGAAAACCUCCACUUGAACGCCGUCACGCCCGAGUACGACGCCAACGUCCACGCGCUCCUGGAACCGUUUGUUUACGAGUGGACGUCGGAACGGAGGGGAAGCGUAAGUGCGGAGCAUGGGUUGGGAUUCCUGAAGAGGAAUUACAUAGGGCUGUCCAAGACGGCUGAAGCAGUUCAUAUCAUGCAAGGGAUGAAGGGUUUGCUUGACCCCAAAGGAAUCUUGAAUCCCUACAAAGUCCUUCCUCUGACAAAGUCAUGAAACUCAUCAUUGAAGGUCAAGUUCACCUCAUAAAACUGUUGAUUUGAAUCAAAAGAGAAAAAUCAGAAAAGCAUACUGCUGAAAAUCUCAUCAAAAUCGGAGGUAAAAUAAGAAAGUUGUGACAUUUUAAAGUUUCGCUUAUAUUUCACAAAAUAGUUAUGUGCACAAUUUAGUCACAUGCAAAUGAGAGAAUCGAUUAUGUCCCUCACUCACUAUUUCUUUUGUUUUUUAUUGUUGAAAUUAUACAAUAUUUCAAUUUUUACAGAUUUGACAAUAAGGACCAACUUGACUGAACCAUUUAAUGUUAAACAAUGGUAAUUCCACAUGUUCAGUGAGAAAUAAAACUUUGUUUCACAGGACAAUGAGGAGAAAAUAAAAAUAUUUUAUAUUUCUUAUAAUAAAAUACAAAAGAAAAAGUGAGUGAGUGAGUGAUGUCAUCAGUUCCCUCAUUUGCAUACCGACAGGGAUGUGCAUAUAACUAUUAUGUGAAAUUAAGCAAAACUUUAAAUGUCAUAACUUUCUUAUUUUACAUCCGAUUUUGAUGAAAUUUUCAGUGUUAUGCUUGUUGGAUUUUUCUCUUUUUAUUCAAAUCAACUUUUUGCUGGGGUGGACGUGUCCUUUAAUUUAUGAUAUAGCCUAUGCGUCUUACAGUCACAGAGGGCGGUAUUUGAAAAUCAAUUCACUUCCAAGCCUUCUAUGAUUGAAUAAAGAAUGUUGAAUGACCAAGAGAAAUUAGAGGUUUAGAUCCAGAGAAAUAUAAGCAACAGAUUACACAAGAUGACCUUGACGGGUGGAAUUUAAAUUAAAUGCAACUUGUGGUAAUGAUCUCAAAAUGAGUUCCAGCAUAAUCUAAUAGAAUCUAUGUAAAUAUUUCAAAUGUGUGCCAUAUGAUUCUCGUAGAUUGCUUAUUGCUGAAUCUGGAAUUGCUGAGAUAUGAGCAAAAUGAGCACAACAUUCUGGCCAGGUCUUUUUUCAAGCAACAAGAGUACCAUGUCCCACAUGUGCUUGUCUGUAUUGGUCAUUUGCAGUGUGAUUUUUUUUCAGCUUUGUAGAUUCCAUGAUUUCACAAAGUUGAAAAUGCACCCAAUCUAAAUCUGACUUUGGUCAUAAUUAACCUUGAGUUUAAAGAUUUUCUCAUGGAAAAGGGUCUACUGACUACAGGAACAACUUUAUUUCAGCUUUAUUUUUCUGUAAGUUUGAAUGGAUGAUUUAUUUAAUUCUUUUGUUAGUGUCGUAUACAAAGAGUAAUAUGAAGGUUUCAAAAUGAAGUAUUGCAUUGAUAUUAGUGACGGAAUGGUACCAUGACAUUUUUGUGGAGUUCCCCUAUAUCUAAUUAUCUAUAUAAUAAUGCAAUCUAUAACAACAAAAUGCUCUAAUAUCAUUUGUGCUAUUUGCAUAUUUUGACAUCAUAAGGAGCAUAAAGAUAUUGAUUUUAUUUUGGGCUACGUCUCCAAAAUGUUGGAUCAGUCUGCUUAUACUUUACAAAUUUACCAAAUCUAGCUAAUAAAGUAAUUGGGUUACUCAAAGGAAGCUCUAUAAUAUUGAAAGAAAAUAGUAAUGUAUUAUUCAGUGCCUUAUACGUAUUUGAAGACUUGGAUUUGAGGGUGCUUUCAAUCAUUUGAGAAACGUUUAGAUCAUUCUUGAUUUGAGAGUAAUAUGAAUUACUGAAGAAACUUUAGAGCAGUCUUAAUUUGAAUAUGGUUCAAGUCAGUAGAGGUUAAUUGUCAAUCUAAAUUUGAGAGUUAUUCCAAUCAGUUGAUAACUUUUUGGGGACGGAUCUGAGAUUUCUAAAUUAAUUAAGUAUGAAUGUGUAAUAACCAAGAAAUAAAGACGAUCAAUCAAUCAAAUAGUCAAUCCACAAUCAAAUUUACUCAAAUAGUCGAUCCACAAUUGAUCAAUCGCAGCGACUCAGAAUCCCUAACUUUUCAAAAGACACAUACGAUGUGGCAGGAUAAACAAGUACAAGAAAAAACAAGUUCCUUUGGUUCAGUGAUUAUGAAUAUAUCGUAUGAACAACUCUGGCCCACGGCCGGAUCUAUGAGGCUUUUGAACAAACUUUUUUUGAAAGAUAUUGACCAUUGUAUUCCAAAUAUUGCAGCACAAUAUGAUUUUAUGACAUAGAAAUCAAAUUGCAGGAAGUGUUGUAAUGUAGUUUAAAUUGUAUAAAAGAAUAUGAGUAUGGUUUAUUAAAUGUUAACUAUAAUUGAUAUAGACCUACAUGUAUACCAAAACGAAUUGAGAUGUUACAAAGUAUCUUCGCGAAUUCAAUGACGACAUCAAAGUGGCUUGUAUAUCUUUGGGAGUUCUUCAAUGGCUGAUAAUUACCCAGGUGACGUGUAGGACGAUCUCGGAUGACGUCGGUCUCACAGUCCCGAAGAGUGUACAAAGCUGAAUUCCAAAUCAUAGACGGUUACUACAUUUCUCAAGCUUGGUUCGGAGUUGGACCCGAUAAAAAUCAGGAAAAAAUACACAAUGUUGUUGAAAAGCAGCUAUAAUCUGGCUGUAAAAAUAAUCACCAAGAAUCUGCAUACUACAUGUACAUGUAGGUCAGAGUUUCCCAGCAGUCGGAAAAUUACAUUAAAGGAAAUAGAAUAAUUUUGAAAGAUGUCCAAACACCACAUAAGAAGGACGACUAUUGCGUGAAGUUGCUAGUUAUGGCAUUAGUGGUACAUGUAGCUCUGAUACUGCUAAAUUCAUCGUCAUCAAGAUAAUUGUAUCCCCCGAACAGAGUUCGGAUACUAUGGAUUUGGCCUCGUCGCGCCGCGUGCGCAGCUGCAUUUCUUCUCAGAUCAUCUUCAAAUUUGGCAUGAACGUUGAGUACGGUAUAGCGAAGCCGCCUAUCUCGCAAUGACGGAUGACGCGGUGGGUUCGGGGGAUACAUGUGCUCGGCCGCGCGACCCGCCGAGCAUCUCUAGUUUUCUAAUAAAAAUGCAGCAAAAUGGCCAAUUCCUAAAGGUCAAUUUACGUAACCUAUAAUAACAUCACUUACUGCGAGAGAGGUGUGGUUUUAAAAUAACUUCUUUAGACGUGUGCAUCUAACUAUUUUCUUAAAUACAAAUCACACCUUAACAGAUUCUUCACUUAAAAAGAGACAGAAGGUAGGCAUUCCUUUGCCUGCACGUAAAUCAUGUUUGAGUCGUGUUCACACGGUAUCAAAGGAAAUCAAAUUUAAGGUUAAGACAGCCACAGCUUAUGACAUUUCAAUCUUAACUGAUUACUAAAUAUACAGAUGAUAGGUUGCCACUAUACUAACCAUGCAAACACAUGAUCAAUUUUAAUUUGAGUUUACAUGUACUUUGAAUUACUGGAUAAACCUAAGAUCUGUCUUGAUUUGAGAGUGAUUUUGAAUGAGUUGUAGACUUACGAUCAGUCUAAAGCUCCUGGUUUUUAAGUUAUUGAGAGACUCAAAUUCAAUCUUAAUUUGCAAUUUUUUUAAAUCAGUUGAGAAACUGGAGAUAACUCUCAAUUUGAGAUGAAUUUGACUCUUUAAAGAAAAUUAAUCUUAAUCCUAGGGUGAUUUCUAUCAAUUGAGAGACUUAGAAGAUCAAUCUUAAUUUGAGAGUAAUUUGAAUCAAUCCUUGUUUUGCCUAAUGGUGUUAGGGUUAAAAUCAAUUGAUAAGAAUACUUAGUUUUGCCAUCUCAUGGCUGUAUUCUUUAGAAACCAUUUCCCCAAAAAUGAAAAAUCAUCAAAAAAUAAAUGCUAUUAUUAAAUGGGAAUACUUUGGUUUUGUCCAGAGAAAAUCAUAACAUAGGUCAUGACAUUACAAAUCUUUAUAUCAUGUACGUGAAGCCAUGUAAAAGAUUGUGCUUCAAUCAUCAUCAUUUAUCCUUUUAAGGUUUUCAACAAGGUAGAAAAACAUACUUAUAUUGCAUAAACUAUUGUAUCCCAAUAUACAGUCCGUCCCAGAAUAAAGGAAACUGGGAUUCCCAUAUCUUUUUUCUUCAAACGAAAAUGAAUUAUGAUAUUUCAUUUACAUCAUCAUGCAAUUCAAUUAUAUAUCUAUAUUUUGAUACCCUAAUAUGAGACUAACACUUCACACAUUAAUGAGCAAGACAAGUUUGAAAUUUUAAUGUCAAAAUCAGGUUGCACAAAAAAAGUUGAUCAAGAAUGGUUUGUGGUCCGAACAACGUGCUUAUUCGAUGAUUUGCUCAUUAGCAUUUCUUUUGUAUACCUUAAUUGUUAGGUUUCUCUCUCUUAUCCCUGAAAUGAAAAUGGAUUCAGAUUUACACAUGAGUUUCAGCGCAAAUCAUUCCUGAUAUGCCUCAAUAUUUAUUGCUUUUGAUCUGCCAUGCAUUCCACUCUUAACAUAAAUAUUCAAGUUAUAGUAAAAACAUAUUUAAUAAUUGUGAAAUCUGUCUCUGAAAACAGGUUUCCCUUUUUGUGGGACACACUGUAUGUUUUUAGUCUCAUUAAUUUAGCUGCAAAGGCGAUCAUCUUCAUUAGGAGGGUGUGUCAUACAAAACAAACUAUUUAACCAUGGUUCCUUGUACAUGUAGGUGGGGAUAUACACUUGUAUGGCUUUUUCUUACUCUCAGGCAAAAUAUCAUUUUCCAUAAAUGAAAUAAACUAUGGAGUCUAGUUUCAUGGGAAUGAAUUUGAUUGUUAAUUGAGAAUAUGGAUGAUAUAUUAUUUGGUAAUAAAUCUUAAAAAUACUGAAAGCCAAGCAAUGCGAUAUGGUAACUGAAUAAAAAAAAAAUAUAUUUAAAGUUUUUAAACGGAAAACAAAGCAGAGUGGGCAUUAUAUUCACUACCUGUACAUAUACGUAAGGCCUUCUUUUCUAACUUAAACAAAUUGUCAAGUUUACGUAAGCUGAAUUUCCCCAUACACCUAUACAGUAACUCAAAUAUGGCAAUAUAAGAGAGUUGUAUACAGUAAAUGAUAUAGACAAUGGUACAUUAAACUUCUAAUUUAUACAUAA